Molecule: messenger RNA, 1814 nt
Organism: Dunckerocampus dactyliophorus (ringed pipefish)
Lineage: Eukaryota; Metazoa; Chordata; Actinopteri; Syngnathiformes; Syngnathidae
Gene: trmt6
Product: tRNA methyltransferase 6 non-catalytic subunit
Exons: 13
Coding region: 112-1515 (467 amino acids)
Biological process (GO): tRNA methylation
Cellular component (GO): tRNA (m1A) methyltransferase complex; nucleus
Source: RefSeq, a predicted model, not a curated record
GUAGCACCAGUCUGCUUUCGACCGGUCGCCCUGAGAAGCAAAGUGAAGAAGGAAGUGAAAGUUGAAAACACACCUCCCAUCCGUCCAUUUAGCCGUCUAGUUUGCCUCAUUAUGGCGGACAAGCAGGACGACGAUGCCAUGUAUACGAUUAACGAGGGCGACUACGUUGUGCUGAAGCGAGGAGACGUCUUCAAAGCUGUGCAAAUACAGUCCAGGAAGAAGGUGGUGUUUGAGAAGCAGUGGUUUUUCCUGGACAACGCCGUGGGGCAUCUGUACAGCACCACUUUUGAAAUCUUACCCGGAGGAAACCUUCAGCCUCAAAAACAAAAGGACGCUCUAAGUUCUACUGAUGCGAAGGAGGCGGGCACAGACAACAGGAACAUCGUAGAUGAUGGCAAAUCCCAAAAGCUGACGAGGGAUGACAUCGAGACCUUCAAGGAGCAAGGUCUGAAGGGUCAGGAAAUCAUUCAGCAGCUUAUAGAGAACAGCUCCACCUUCAGGGAUAAGACGGAAUACGCUCAGGACAAGUACAUCAAGAAGAAGAAAAAGAAAUAUGAAAGCACCGUGACCAUCCUAAAGCCGACGUGCCGCAUCCUGGCUCUCAUGUACCACGGACGGGAGCCGGGGAAGAUCUGUCACCUGCGAUACGACAUGCUGGCCCAGAUGCUCACCCUGGCCAACAUCCACGCCGGCAGCAAAGUGUUGGUGUUUGAAACGUGCGCCGGCCUCGUGCUGGGAGCCGUCAUGGAAAGGAUGGGAGGCUACGGCUCAGUGAUCCAGAUGUACCCAGGGGGUGGGCCAGUCAGGGCGGGAGUGGAGAGCUUCGGCUUCCCCGCUCAUUUCCACGACACGCUGCAUGACUUCCCCAUCUGCCACGUCAACGCUUUGCUGGCAGGCACACUGGACACCAGCGCCAAGGACCCCAACACUGAUGCAACACAACCUGAUGUGGCAGCGGAGGAGAUGGCGCCACAGCCCACCACACAGCGGAGGGACAGUCUGGAGGACCCGAGCAUGGACACGAACGUGAGCAGCGAAUGCGGUGACCAAGAGCGGGAGAGAGGCAAAGACACCAAGGCUGAGCUGAAGCGGGCGAAGCAGGAGGAGAAGCGCAAGCGAUUGGCAGCGGCGGCGGCCCGGCUGGAGGGCCGGAACGCAGACGGGUUGGUCAUCGCCUCUCGCUUCCACCCGUGUCCCGUCCUGAUGAGCCUGCUCCGCUUCUUGGCUCCCUCGAGGCCCUUUGUGGUCUACUCCCAAUACAAAGAGCCGCUGGUGGACUGCUUCACCAAGCUGAAGGAGCAAGGCGGAACCGUCAACCUCCGACUCACCGACACCUGGCUGAGGCACUAUCAGGUGCUGCCCAACAGGACACACCCCGUGCUGCUGAUGAGCGGUGGCGGUGGCUACCUCCUCUCGGGGACCACAGUGGCCACGGAGCAGUCUCCUCCUGCCACGAGCGCCCCCGACCCCUCGCAGGAGCCGGCGCCAAAAAGACUGAAAACCACGGAGAGUUGAGAACGAAAAAGACCCGACUUGUCAUCGGGGCACAUCAGCGAUCGCCUCGGUGGAGCUGCCUGGUGGACACGUCCAAAGCAGCGCAGGCAAGCACACUGUCUGUUUGAAUUCAUCACGAAGCGGGUCAGCCACAAACCCGUUCAGCCUCAGUUUGGAACGUUACGUAAGAAAAAGCUUAAGACACAUGCAUCAGCUUAGGUUUUUUUAGGGUAGAAUUUGAUAUCAUUUGUAUUUCUGUGAUGCAUAUGUUGUUACGUCUUGACUGAAACCUCCUAGAAUUAAAAAGAUUCUUCACCUGA